Messenger RNA from Dissoconium aciculare CBS 342.82, 477 nucleotides. RefSeq lists its product as uncharacterized. Lineage: Eukaryota; Fungi; Ascomycota; Dothideomycetes; Mycosphaerellales; Dissoconiaceae. The transcript has 2 exons. The record is from RefSeq and is a predicted model, not a curated record. Gene Ontology annotation, biological process: autophagy of mitochondrion. Gene Ontology annotation, cellular component: mitochondrion. The coding region runs from base 1 to 477 and encodes 158 amino acids.
AUGCCGUACGCCAUUGCCGUUGGCAAGUUUGUUGGCACGAUCAGUCUCGGCCUCUUGACUGGUGUCUCCUAUACUCUGUCGUCGCAAUCCCUCCCUCUCCUCCUCACUCUGCCCGGCGCCGAGCCCGCCGCAUACACUCUCACCCAAACAACUCGCCUGGCAGCUCUACACAUCACGACAUUGAGCAGCGCAUCAUUUCUCGGCUUGACACUCGCAUAUGCGCUAUCGCCGCCGCGCGUCCGACAUCCCUACCUGCUCUGGACUGCACUGGUCGCUGCUACCAGCGGCUCGUUGACCUUGGCUGCGGAUCUCAAGGUCCUUCAGAGGCGCAAGCGCGACGCCAACGUUCCUGAGAUCAACGGCGAACAGGUCGAGAGGACGACAAGAGAUAGGCAGCUUUGGGAGUUCUUGAGGACUGGUCUCAGCGGAUUGGGUUUCGCAAUGGCUGUGGUCGGAAUCUGGGGUGAUGGUGCGUGA